AUGGCAGCUCUCAUGAGCACCCAGAAUGGCCAUGCAUCGGAAUCGGCUAUCAAGUCGAAUGGAAGGAUUGAAAAUGGCCAAGUUCAGAAGAGAAAGAGCACUUUUCGGUGGACGAUAGGGCUGGUCCUACGGUUGUGUAUUUGGUAUACGAUUCUCACGCCUUUCUUACGCUGUCCCUCCAACAUUGCGGACUUGAAUGAUCGAUCGCCUCGGGUGUGCAAACCAUAUCUCAUUGCUCGGUCUCAUGUGGAGCCCUACGUCACUCCCUAUUACGAUACCUACGCUGCUCCCUACGUUGAUCAAGCCCGUCCCUACGUGGAAGUGGUUAACCAGCAACUUUAUAUCCCGGCCUCAAAGAUCGCCAAGUCUGGAUAUGAGAGAUAUGGCGCGCCUACAUUGGAAAAAGCUCAGGCAUACGGCGCCGCGCAAUGGAAGGUUCAAGUGACUCCGCGUCUAGAGGCAGCUCAAGACCAAGCGCAUCAGCUUUACUUGGUCCAGGUUGAUCCAUACAUACAGCAGAGCAAGGCAGCGGUAUCUCCUUAUUACCAGAAGGCCAACAGCGCUGCGCAGACAGUUUACUGGGAUCAUUUUGUGCCCUUUUACACCCGGUCUCAGCCCUUCAUCGGCAAGACCUACGCCACUGGUCAGGAUGUUCUGACUACCCACGUUAUGCCAGGCGCCCGCUCUUCCUGGUCAUCGGUGGUUUAUUUCGUUAACAGUUCGCUGUGGCCGCAGAUGACAGGUUUCUACUCAGAGCAGGUUGAGCCCCAACUGGUGAGAAUUGGACAGCGCCUCGCUAGCUACCGGGAGGGAAAACAUCUUCGUGCCGUUGUCGAGGACAUGGAUAACACCACGUUUGAAGAAUCCGCUUCCACGACCCUCUCCAGCACUAAGAUUGAACCCCAGACCUCGGCCGUUUCCACCAUUUCCACGGUCGUGACUCCUCCUGCGAAGCCGACACUCUCUUCCGAGGAAGAAGCGAAGCAAUCUCGCGAGCGAAUUGACUCGGAUCUUCAGAGAUGGCAGGACAAGUUCGCAUUUGCUGCUGACAGGGGAGUCGAGGAUCUCGAGGGACGCAUUGAGGAAAUCGUAACCGCCCUCAUCGCGAGCAGUGCCAAGAGCCAUGGUCAAAGCCUUUCCACUGCACUCCAAUCUGUCGCUGAGCAAAAGCUCUCUGUCGUCAAGCAGCAUAUCAACGAUCUCGCACAAUCGCUGCCAGAUGAAGACGCUCCGAAAGAGGAGAAAUCUGCUAGCGAGCAGCUUGUCAGCGAAAUCCGCAACUCUGCCAUUGCGGUCAGAGAUCGUGCUCAUACUCUUCGCGAGUGGUCCAUCUCGUUCGAUGAUGAACUCGUCCGCCGUGUUACAGCCGCUAUCAACUCGACACUUGAAGUUCUGGACAAUAUCCGGGACCUAGGCUUGCAGGAAAUUGGCAUGCGCUGGGCAUGGAUGGAUGGUGUCACUUACAAAGACUGGGCCAGAUACCAUGCGCUCAAAGCUCAGCUCGAGGACUGGCGCAACGAAAUUCGCAAGGUUGGCAUGAACCACAAGUCAGUCAUUGAGGCUAAGACCGUAGCAAGUGAGAUCUUAGGUAGCGGUAUGGAGGUUGCAGAGGACACUGCUAAGGAGCUCAUCAGACUGAAGGAUGUUGGGAUGUGGAAACUUGCUGCUCGUGAGGUCAGUGACAACUUUGAUACCCGAACCGAUGCCCCUCCGCCACGCCCGACGCCUGUGGAUGAGCCUAUGGAGUCCGAAGAGAGCUUAGAUGCCGAAGAUCAUGAGACCGUUGAUGCUGCCUCGGAGUCCUCUGAAGACGACAUUGUUACAGACGAGGAAGAUACCAGCGAGACGCACUCUGAGUCGGUUUCUUCGACUUUCGCUGCCAAUGCCGAGAAUGAGGAUGGCGAUGAUCAUGAGUCUAUCCUCAACGAUGAGCUUCAGGAAGAUCGUCACACCUCACGGCCCGCAUUCGGUGUUGCUGCUGCAGAAGCCAACUCGCAUCAAGCACCCAUUCUUGAUAAUGAUGAACAAGACGUGUUAGAAAAGGUCGCGAGCAAGGCAGAAGAUGUUUACUCGGAUGCAAGCUCUGCUUUUGCCGACUCGACCGCACAAGCUAAAAUCUUGUACGACAUUGCCAAGUCUCAAGUUUUGGGCCAGAUGUCCCAAUCUAGUGCUCCCGCUCAUUCCCAGGUUCUCUCCUCCAUUGAAUCCGCCUACUCCGGGGCCGUGAGGUACGCAACUGAAGAGUUCGAGUCCCGAAUUGGCGCUGUUUGGGCCACGCCCACACCCGCCGGACCUUUGGCUCAAAUCUCCUCUGUUGCAUCGUCCAGAUUGAGUGAAGGACUAAGCCUCGCUUCUGCGCAGUUGGCUCAGGUCACACAAAAUGCCCCUGCGACCAGCUCCGCAGCACUUCAGCCUUUCGUUCUUGAUGCCCAGCGGCGCUACUACGAGGCAGUCGGCCUGGCUCACGACCACUACACUGCCUUUGUUUCCACGGCAUCUGAAGCAGUCUAUGGUACCCCGACACCCACCCCGGCCCCUCGUGUUUUCCAAAACCUGAUUCAAGAGGCUGGAUCCCAAUACGAGCACGCCUCCUCCUUGGCAUCUGCCAAUCUUGUCGCUGUCGUUGCCUCCGCAAGCUCAGCGAUCUCCGCUGCAGACGAUGGCAUGUCUCAGAGCAUCAUUGACGACGCUUCUUCGAGAUAUAAUGCUGCUAUUUCUGCCGCUUCGGUCUCUCUCUCUCUAGCAUCCGCAUCGGCUAGCUCUGCGAUUUAUGGAACUACCCCUGGUCCACUGGAGUCUCUUUCCAGCCAGGCAUCUGAGAACUGGGAAAGCCUCGUUUCUAAGGCUAGCGAGCAUAUUUACGGCACCCCUGCUCCGUACCUGCAGCAGGUGGCUGCUGACUCGCUCUCGCAGUUCGCUGCUGUUCAGGAUGUUGUCUCUGAGCUUCUGAUUGGCAAGCAGCCCUCGUUUACCGAGAGUGUUAUGAGCAAGCUUCGUGUCGCUUAUGAGACACCUUACCCGGCUGCAGCUCUGUCAUCUGCCUCCAGCUAUGUUAGCGAGGCUUACGAGACAGCUUCUUCGGCUGCUAACGCAUAUGCUAGCAAUAUUCCUAGUGUGGAAGACGUCAUGCAAAACGCCAACGAUCAACUCCACGCUGCGGUCGAGGCCGCAAGCAUCGGGAUUUAUGGCACUCGCAAGGGUCACUACGAGAAGGCUACGGAUGCUGCGGCGAACGCUUACUCUACUGCCUCUGCACAGGUUAGUGACGCCGUCUACGGGCAGGAGCCUGGCUACGUCGAUGCCGCCAAAGAUGCUAUCGCGGAUAUCCAAUCUAAGGCUAGCGCCGCAAUUUACGGCGAGGAGCCCGGCGCUGUCGAGAGCGCCACUGCCCGCCUUGCUGCUGCCGUGCAGAGCGCCCAGGCUCAACUGGCUGAUCUUGCCUCCAGUGCAAGCAGCGUUGCAUCUGAGGCCGCUGAGACCGCUUCGUCCCACGUGGACCAUGCGACUAGCAGCGUCAAGUCCGUGGCCUCUUCAGUGAGGGAUGAGCUUUGA
Molecule: messenger RNA, 3552 nt
Organism: Penicillium atrosanguineum
Lineage: Eukaryota; Fungi; Ascomycota; Eurotiomycetes; Eurotiales; Aspergillaceae
Exons: 3
Coding region: 1-3552 (1183 amino acids)
Biological process (GO): protein transport
Source: RefSeq, a predicted model, not a curated record